This is a messenger RNA of Pestalotiopsis fici W106-1, 912 nucleotides long. RefSeq lists its product as uncharacterized. Gene Ontology annotation, molecular function: aldehyde-lyase activity. The transcript is spliced from 3 exons. The record is from RefSeq and is a predicted model, not a curated record. NCBI's taxonomy places the organism in Eukaryota, Fungi, Ascomycota, Sordariomycetes, Amphisphaeriales, Sporocadaceae. The coding region runs from base 1 to 912 and encodes 303 amino acids. Gene Ontology annotation, cellular component: cytoplasm.
AUGGAUACUUCGUCGCAGGGCAUGCUGGCUUACGCCGCACCGUCUUUCUUUCAACCCCAUCGAGCACGUGAUGCUGUUCGGGAUGCCUACAAAGGGAGAAUCCCACCACUUCUCGGUUACUAUGCUGGGUUGAGCUCCAUUCCAAUUACACGUGCGGUUGCACCGAUGAAUUUUGAUUGUGUUUGGAUCGACUGGGAGCAUACUGCUUGCAAUGUCGAAACCAUGACAACAAUGGUCCAUGAAACUAUCUUCAUGAGUCAAGGCCGCACUAUCCCCUGGGUGCGAGUGCCGGGACAUGACCAUGCCAAUAUUGGCUAUGCCUUGGAUGCCGGAGCAAGCAUCAUUGUUCCACAGGUUGAGACUGUCGAGCAGGCGAAACAUGUCAUGGCCAGUACCAAAUUUGGCACAAGGUCAAAUGGCAAUCGAUCUGUACCACCCUUCCGAUUAAUGCCUCAGUUGGCAGAUAUGUCUUUGACACCUGGACGUGAUUUGCAUCAGGGCCUGAACGAUCAGGCUGCAGUGAUGAUACAGAUUGAAUCUCUUGAAGGGAUCAAUAACCUUGAUGCCAUAUUGACCGAAGUUCCCGAAAUCGACAUCGUUUGGCUUGGAUCAGUCGAUGCGCGAGUCAGCAUGAACUUUCCCGCCAAUCUUGGAGUGGGCGAUGAGCCGGAAUGGAUCCAGGCGCGGGAGAAAUUCUUCGAGAUAGCGAAGAAACACGACAAACCUGUCGGGGGACAUUGUUUUGAAGUAUUGCGGGGUACUAUCCAGCCGCUUCAGAAACUCGCCGAGAGACUGUCAUUCAUUAUAAUGACGGUAGAUGUUUUCCAUCUGAUGAAGAUGGAGGAUGAUUUGAAGGAGGCUCGCGAUUUAUUCCGUCGCCCAGCAACUAGAACAGAGACUUCUGAUAGUUAG